This is a messenger RNA of Contarinia nasturtii (swede midge), 1777 nucleotides long. RefSeq names its product syntaxin-5 (gene Syx5). Bases 154 to 1521 code for a protein of 455 amino acids. Gene Ontology annotation, molecular function: SNARE binding; SNAP receptor activity. NCBI's taxonomy places the organism in Eukaryota, Metazoa, Arthropoda, Insecta, Diptera, Cecidomyiidae. The transcript has 3 exons. Gene Ontology annotation, biological process: vesicle fusion; endoplasmic reticulum to Golgi vesicle-mediated transport; intracellular protein transport. Gene Ontology annotation, cellular component: Golgi membrane; SNARE complex; endomembrane system. The record is from RefSeq and is a predicted model, not a curated record.
AUCACUUUCUAUGAUCAGUAUACUGUGUGUUAAUAUCCAUAGAAAAACAUAAUUCAAGACACAAAAAAGAGCAAAAAAAACAAUUGACUUGGGUUUGCAUUAAAUUGAAGAAAACCAAAUAGUUUGCCGGAGAGUUUUGUUGUUGAUUAUGAAAUGCCAGCUAGACGUCGUUUUCUCGGAUCUGAAUCAGAUGAAAAUUUCAGUGUUUUAAUUGAUGGAGACAGUAUAUCUGUAGACAGUGAAAAUCGUGACAAACUCAUUGAAAGUCCAUUUAGUGGCGACGAAAAGAAAAAAUACGCAACAUCAACGGCCAAUAAAUAUCUCAGUGGUUAUAGUGUCGCUGGAUUUUCUGUACCAACUGGUUUGACCAAAUUAUCGUCGAGCAUUGGAACAUUUCUGCAUCAGCAAGUGACUCAAGUGGCAAACGUCACCAACGCUGAGCAGUUAUUUUUUGAAAACAAUCAACCAAUAAACCGUAGCAAUCCAUCCAAUUUAGAUAACAAUAACGCCUUUCAAACAUACGACGACGAAUACGACGACGAUUGUGAUAAAAAUAGUGCUAGUGAAAUAGUAAUAAUGGCUUCACGCGAUCGAACUGGUGAAUUUUCCAAUGCAAUACGUUCGAUGCAAGGGCGAAACAUUCAGCGGGCCGUCAACAUUCGGGAUCCGCGUAAAGCCACACAAUUACAAAGCUACUCGGAAUUCAUGAUGAUAGCCAAAACUAUUGGCAAAAAUAUUGCAAGCACCUAUUCCAAAUUAGAAAAAUUAACACUUUUGGCAAAGCGAAAGUCAUUAUUUGAUGACAGGCCAGGCGAAAUUCAGGAACUGACCUAUAUGAUUAAAAGCGACCUUAAUUCAUUAAAUCAACAGAUUGCACGUUUACAAGAAAUGUCCAAAUCUCAGAGAAAAAUCACCAAUGCCAAACAUUUACUUUCACAUUCAUCGAAUAUGGUACUUGCACUCCAAGCAAAAUUAGCCAACAUGAGCACCGAUUUCAAACAAGUACUCGAAGUUCGAACGGAAAAUUUAAAACAACAAAAAUCUCGACGUGAUCAAUUUAGCCAAGGCGGUAUAGCAAGCAAUCUUCCGCCACCGUCAAUGCGAAAAUCUGCCCAGAGUAGCCUAUUGCUUGCGGAACAGGAUCAAGUAAGCAUUGACAUGAAUGCUGAUUCAACACCACUUCUGGCCGGCGAUCAACGGCAACAACAGCAACAACAAAUGAUGUUAUAUGAUGAAUCCGAUAAUUAUGUACAGCAAAGAGCCGAAACAAUGCAAAAUAUCGAGAGCACAAUUGUUGAACUCGGUGGUAUAUUUCAACAGUUGGCCCAUAUGGUGAAAGAACAAGAUGAAAUGGUCGAACGUAUUGAUUCGAAUGUAGAAAAUGCAUCGAUGAAUAUCGAAGCGGCACACGGUGAAAUUCUAAAAUAUUUUCAAACCGUUUCGAAAAAUCGUUGGCUUAUGAUUAAAAUAUUUGGCGUUUUGAUAUUUUUCUUCAUUUUCUUUAUUAUAUUCAUGGCUUAAGAUAAGACAAAUAUUUGUUAUUACAAAAAAAAAUUGUUUGUUUCCGUUUCUUUUUUUUUCACAAGUUAAAAUAUGAGAAUAUUUUUUCAUACUCCACGCGUAUAUAUCCGUUUAUGAUGUUAAAUCAGUUCUAAUGAAGGGAGAAUUCUCAGUGCGAUUAUAUUGAAGUUACAACUGAAUUAUAUACCUAAAAUUAUUAUCAUGAACAAAAUGAACCAAAUUUUUUUAUGUAAAUAAAAACCAAUCAAACAUUCAA